GGGACAAACCUCCGUCAGCAGGUAUUAAACUGGCGCCCCGGCGGAGCCCCGAGCCGCGGACACACACACGCAGAGAGGAGCGCAGACUGAAGCGGGACUGGCGCAGACUGCAGGUGUCCGUGUUUAAAGUUCACCAAACUGUUUUCUUUGGGAUCUAAAAGUUUCUCUUCAAGCGGCCAGGUUGCCUGGAGGUUCGAGUCGGACAGCAGAACCGAGCCCUGUGUGGCGCAGGACGGGGAGCCAUGCUGUCUCUGAGCCCAGUGGGCCCCGAGGAGCAGCGGAGCUGCGGGAGCUGCGGGGCCCCCUGCAGCUGCGGUCUGGAUGACAGCCUGACCAACCUGCAGUGGCUGCAGGAGUUUUCCAUCCUGGGGGCUCCGGGACCGCAGCAGGGCCAGCAGCAGCUGGGCCCCGGCGGCCCGGCCUCGCCCCUGGCCGGGGACCCGGCCUCCUGCAGCGGGUCACCGCUGACUCCCGGGAAGCCCACCGCUGCGGCCUUCAGCCGGAUGCGGGCCCCGCCGGGUCUGGCGGCGCGCGGCCACUGCCCGGCCGAGGUGGAUUACCGCAGCAACCCGGACAUCAAGCCGCCGUUCUCCUACGCCACGCUGAUCUGCAUGGCGAUGCAGGCCAGCCAGCACAGCAAGCUCACCCUGGCCUCCAUCUACCAGUGGAUCACCGACAACUUCUGCUACUACCGGCACGCGGACCCCACCUGGCAGAACUCCAUCCGCCACAACCUGUCGCUCAACAAGUGCUUCAUCAAAGUCCCCCGCCGCAAAGACGAGCCGGGCAAAGGCGGCUUCUGGCGCAUCGACCCACCCUACGCCGAGCGCCUGCUCAGCGGCGCCCACCGGACCCGACGCACGCCACCGCUGCGGGUCCACUUGCCGUCGUCGAACGAGGAGCGCUGGGACCCCCGCCUGUCUGAGGGCGGCCCGCCGGACCCCCGUGCCCGGGCCCCCGGCCGCCGCGGCGCCAAGAGGAAGUCGGUGCUGGAAACCCGGAGCCGCGCCUCCGAGGCUAGCCGGCACUGCAGCUCCCCGCUGCUCUGCGUGGACGAGCAAAGGGAGACCGGGCCCCUGAAGGGCCCCUUCGACUGGGACGGCCUGUUGGACUCGGCCCUCCGGGGUGAGCUGAGUUUGGAUGGAGGCGACUCUCUGAGCCCCAUCAUGGCCACCGCCGACCCUCCUGCACCCAGGAGUGGCAACGACCUGGAUGAGGAAACCUUCCUGGCAACCGCUUUCCUGGAGACGCCCUGGCCGGAGGACGAGGACCGCGGCGACUUCCUGGGCGGCUCCACCGUCAACCUGGACCAACUGUUUGACCUGGGAGAGCCGCUAGCCCUGGACGCUAGCAGCCGCAUGGAGCCACUAGCAAUGGAUGCUACCAACUGCAUGGAGCCGCUAGCCCUGGACGCUAGCAAAUGUCUCCUCUGAAGAAAGGGUCAGUGACUAAAAUUGCUCGGACGCUGCAGGGAAACGUGUCUUCCUGUCCUGUAGACUCUUGUCCGCGCCUGCUUCCUGGAGACGCCACUAGAGGAAGCAGGAAACACAUGAGACAGAGUCCAACAUUAAAAAACUAAAUGAACAAUAUUUCUAAAGUAAAUCUGUAGUUUAUA
This is a messenger RNA of Gambusia affinis (western mosquitofish), 1615 nucleotides long. RefSeq names its product forkhead box J1a (gene foxj1a). Gene Ontology annotation, biological process: regulation of DNA-templated transcription. Bases 243 to 1433 code for a protein of 396 amino acids. The transcript is spliced from 3 exons. NCBI's taxonomy places the organism in Eukaryota, Metazoa, Chordata, Actinopteri, Cyprinodontiformes, Poeciliidae. Gene Ontology annotation, molecular function: DNA-binding transcription factor activity; sequence-specific DNA binding. The record is from RefSeq and is a predicted model, not a curated record.